AUGGCUUCACUGAUCACCAUGGCCUCAGCAUUACAGUUCCUCCUCCUCCUCCUUGCCACACUCGCCGGCUCAGCGUCUGCAGCGGCGAUGAGCUGGGGAUCACGGCCGCUGUUCCGGGAGUACAUCGGCGCGGAGGGCCUGAACGUCACCUUCGCCGACGUGCCGGUGCACCCGAGCGUCGACUUCCACUUCAUCCUCUCCUUCGCCAUCGACUACACCGUCGACGCCACCAACGCCUCCGCGGCGCCGCGCCCCGCCGACGGCCGCUUCGGCGUGUUCUGGGACGAGGCGCACCUCACCCCCGCUGCCGUGGCCGCCGCCAAGAGGCGCGGCUGCGGCGGCGACAACGUCCGCGUCGCGCUCAGCCUCGGCGGCGACUCCAUCCGCGGCGCCAACGCCACGUUCCGCGCCUCCUCCGUCGACGCCUGGGUGGGCAACGCCAUCGCGUCUCUCACCGACAUCAUCACCCGGUACGGCCUCGACGGCGUGGACAUCGACUACGAGCACUUUGGCGAGCGCGAGACGCCCGAGGUCUUCGCCGAGUGCAUCGGCCGCCUCGUGCGGCGGCUGAAGGCCGACGGCGUCAUCUGCUUCGCCUCCAUCGCGCCCUUCGCCAACCCGGACGUCCAGGCGCACUACGGGGAGCUCUGGCACCGGUACGGGUGCGAGUUCGAGUACGUCAACUUCCAAUUCUACGCGUACGCGGCCAACACGACGGUGGCGCAGUUCCUGGACUACUACGACGAACAGAGCCGCCGGUACGCCGGCGGCGGCGGGAAGGUGCUCGUGGGGUUCGGGACGGACCCAGCCAGCGGCGGGCUAGGGCCCGAGAAGGGGUUCUUCAGGGCGUGCCGCGCGCUGCGAAGGCAGGGGAGGCUGCACGGCAUCUUUGUCUGGGCCGCCGACAACUCCGCUGCCGACGGGUUCCGCCACGAGCUCUGUGCGCAGAGGUUCCUCGCCGGCGCCGCCCCGGGCUUCCCUUGA
Molecule: messenger RNA, 984 nt
Organism: Phragmites australis (common reed)
Lineage: Eukaryota; Viridiplantae; Streptophyta; Magnoliopsida; Poales; Poaceae
Product: chitinase 2-like
Exons: 1
Coding region: 1-984 (327 amino acids)
Biological process (GO): carbohydrate metabolic process
Molecular function (GO): hydrolase activity, hydrolyzing O-glycosyl compounds
Source: RefSeq, a predicted model, not a curated record